This is a messenger RNA of Drosophila subpulchrella, 2465 nucleotides long. It is a transcript of the gene Cyp49a1, whose product is annotated as probable cytochrome P450 49a1. The coding region runs from base 404 to 2203 and encodes 599 amino acids. The record is from RefSeq and is a predicted model, not a curated record. The transcript has 14 exons. Lineage: Eukaryota; Metazoa; Arthropoda; Insecta; Diptera; Drosophilidae. Gene Ontology annotation, molecular function: heme binding; iron ion binding; monooxygenase activity.
UCUACGAGGCAACAACUCAAGACUCGGGCGCUCCAUCCAUAGAGCUCGGUUUCGGUUUCGGUUUUUAAGCCUGGUAUUCCGGUGUACCAUUUGUAAAAAUAAACUUCGCGUUGCGUGACAAAAGAGCUGGCGAAUCAAGCCGCCUUUUCGAGUGUCUGUGAACAAGUGGAAAAUUGGCCAAGACAACAAUAGAAAUCCGCACAACAAAAGGCGAACAAAAGCUGUUUUUAAUUGUGCACAAACGGCGGCUUGAAGUUAAAAAAAAUAUAAUAAAUUAAAACGAAAACAAAAUCAACCACUAGUUGAUUGAAACUCUAUUCGAAAACCCAACCAACUGGCUGAGGAAAACAAACGUUCAAAACCAAGAACCCAGAACCGAGAACCGAGAGGACGAGGACUCAAGAUGUCGGGCUUACGCAAAACAUCCAUUGCGCUGAUGAGGCGCUCCACUUCCAGCACCACCGCCACCAUUUUGCCGCAUUCCGGGGGCGGUGGAGCGGUGUCGCCGCCCAGCAGCGGAGUGGGCGUGGCAACGGAAAUUGAAAAAUCAAUUGCAAUGCAGCGACUGCGGACGGGAGAGACGGCGAAUCUGAAGAAAUUAAAUGUCAGCCAAGGAGCGGUGACGGCGGCAACAGCAACUCGGGCCACAACCACCGCAUUACCAGCGGAGAGCACCACCACCUCCACCGCCACCGCCACCGCCACCUCCUCCGCUGCAGUGCGUCCCUACUCGGAAGUGCCGGGUCCAUAUCCCCUGCCGCUGAUUGGCAACUCCUGGCGCUUUGCCCCACUAAUUGGAACGUACAAAAUUAGCGACCUGGACAAGGUUAUGAAUGAGCUGCACGUGAACUAUGGCAAGAUGGCCAAAGUGGGUGGCCUCAUUGGCCAUCCCGAUCUGCUCUUCGUCUUCGAUGGCGAUGAGAUUCGGAAUAUAUUCAAGAAGGAGGAGGCCAUGCCACACCGACCCUCGAUGCCCUCGCUGCGGCACUACAAGGGCGACCUGCGACGCGAUUUCUUUGGCGAUGUGGCCGGCCUAAUUGGCGUGCACGGGCCCAAGUGGGAGGCCUUCAGGCAGGAGGUGCAGCACAUCCUGCUGCAGCCGCAGACGGCCAAGAAGUACAUUCCGCCGCUAAAUGACAUUGCCAGCGAGUUUAUGGGCCGUAUUGAGCUGAUGCGCGACGAAAAGGACGAACUGCCAGCCAAUUUCCUGCACGAGCUCUACAAAUGGGCCUUGGAAUCUGUGGGUCGUGUUUCCCUGGACACAAGAUUGGGCUGUUUGUCUCCGGAGGGCAGCGAGGAAGCCCAGCAAAUCAUAGAGGCAAUCAAUACAUUUUUCUGGGCGGUUCCGGAGUUGGAGCUACGAAUGCCCCUGUGGCGGAUAUAUCCCACCAAGGCAUACAGAAGCUUCGUGAAGGCUUUGGAUCAGUUCACAGCAAUAUGCAUGAGGAACAUUAGCAAGACCAUGGACAAGGCCGAUGCCGAUGUGGCUAGGGGAGUGCCCAAAUCGGAGGCGGAUAUAUCCAUUGUGGAGAGAAUAGUGCGAAAGACGGGCAAUCGCAAACUGGCUGCCAUUUUGGCACUCGACUUAUUUUUAGUGGGCGUAGAUACGACCUCUGUGGCUGCCUCAUCCACCAUCUAUCAGCUGGCUAAAAACCCAGACAAACAGCAGCGCCUCUUCGAUGAAUUGCAAAAGGUGUUUCCCCAUCGUGAGGCCGAGAUCAACCAAAAUGUCCUGGAACAAAUUCCCUAUCUGCGAGCCUGUGUGAAGGAAACUCUGCGUAUGCGACCCGUGGUGAUUGCCAAUGGCCGAAGCCUUCAGUCGGAUGCUGUCAUCAACGGUUACCAUGUGCCCAAAGGCACGCACGUUAUCUUCCCCCAUUUGGUCGUCUCAAACGAUCCCGCAUAUUUCCCAGAACCCAAGCGUUUUCUACCGGAACGCUGGCUAAAACAGUCGGCACCAGAUGCAGCUGGGUGCCCCCAUGCCAGCCAGAAAAUCCACCCGUUUGUGAGUUUGCCCUUUGGCUUUGGGCGUCGCAUGUGCGUGGGUCGUCGGUUCGCCGAAAUCGAGUUGCACACUCUGCUGGCCAAGAUCUUCCGCAAAUACAAGGUCUCGUACAGUUCCGGUGAGUUUGUGUACCGUGUGAACUCCACGUACAUACCGCAGUCUCCUCUAAAUUUCAAACUGACGCUGAGGGACGAGUGAAGGCAGUGGGUCCAGAGAAGGGAUCUGGAGGCCCCGAGAGCUCAGCCUCAAAGCUGCAGUGACACACGGCGGAUGUGUGAUAUUUAUAGUCAAAGCCCAGCUGCUUUUUCUGCUGCUGCUUCUGCUGCGAUGUAUCUUUUUAAUUAAGCAAAUGUACAUAGCACACACAGAAUUUCACAGAAUUUGGGUUUAUCCCAUCGCCACGAGCGCAGUUUUGUGGGUGCGUGUAACUAAAUAAACGUUGUGUAUUUAUGUUGCUACA